CCAUAAUCAAACCCUCCCACAAAAAAACCAACAAUCAAUCCAAACAGCCCCUAAGCAUCUCCCCACUGUCCACUUCCGUUUCCUCGGACCACCCAAACAGGAAAUGUCGGCGUGCAGCAAAAUCAGACACAUUGUGCGCCUCCGUACCAUGUUAAAACGUUGGCGUCAAAAGGCGGCCUCCCGUAUACCGUCCGAUGUGCCAUCAGGACACGUGGCGGUCACUGUGGGUGCCAGCUGUAGGAGAUUCGUUGUGCCCGCGAAGUACCUGAACCACGCCGUGUUUAGGGACUUGUUGGUCCGGGCCGAAGAGGAGUAUGGGUUUAGCAAUACAGGCCCAUUGGCUAUUCCGUGUGAUGAGUUGGUUUUUGAGGAGAUUAUCAAGUGCUUGUCCUGGUCGGAUUCGAAGAACCCGACCCGGUUCGCGAAAAUCGAGGAGAAUUGCCACGUGGACGUAAGGAAUAAUGCCGAGUUUUGGCCCGAGUCGCGGCCUUUGCUUAAUGGGGUUACUGAGAAAUCAAUUUGGUGACGUUGAGUUUUGACUCGGCCGAGUUGACUCGGAUAUUGACUCGUUUGCACAAUGAUGAGGACGAGUUUGACGAGUCUCUGAGUGAACCCAAAUGGGUCGUCAUUUUCAAAUUUGUUUUGUUAUGUUUUUCACCUCGAAUUUUUAUAGGUGAAUACUGAGUUACCGAGUCGAGGUGAAAACGAUGGAGAUGGCAAGUAGGUGGGACUGAGUUACCACCGAGUCGUCCCGGGUCGAGAUCCGAGUGAAGGGAGGCAACAUUAAUCAAUAAAAGUAUUCACUCAGAGUUAGUGCUGGUUGGUUCACUUUUGUAAAUUACGAGUAUGAUGAUUAAUGAUGAUUAGUGAAAUUGUUGAGACAAGUUGAAUUA
Molecule: messenger RNA, 893 nt
Organism: Daucus carota subsp. sativus
Lineage: Eukaryota; Viridiplantae; Streptophyta; Magnoliopsida; Apiales; Apiaceae
Product: indole-3-acetic acid-induced protein ARG7
Exons: 1
Coding region: 104-526 (140 amino acids)
Biological process (GO): response to auxin
Source: RefSeq, a predicted model, not a curated record